AUGUACGAGGUUGACGAUGAUGGUUAUGCAGUGAUGACCAUCGCGGCCAUGCAGGCUAUGGGCGUGGCUAAUCGAAAUAUGCAGCUGCUCACGGUGGUCUGGCCCGGGAUUUCGUUGGCCAUCAAUCUGGCAACCGUCUCCAAGUUGAUCCACUAUCGGCUCAAGGGCAAGAAAUUCGGUGCAGGCUUCACCAUCGAGCUACAACUAUUCUUGAUUUGCAUCGCCACGCUGGUCGUGCAGCUGGCAUUAUUGAUAUUUCUGAGGUGCAUAACCAUGGGUGGCAAAUUGACGCCACUUUCUACGUUUUUGUCGAGCUUCAUCUACGACCUGGCUUCCCUUUCUGAAGUUUACGUUUCGUGCCGUGCUCUA
Molecule: messenger RNA, 369 nt
Organism: Mesorhabditis spiculigera
Lineage: Eukaryota; Metazoa; Nematoda; Chromadorea; Rhabditida; Rhabditidae
Source: the annotation of a GenBank genome assembly